Penaeus vannamei (Pacific white shrimp) is the source of this 526-nucleotide messenger RNA. The record is from RefSeq and is a predicted model, not a curated record. Lineage: Eukaryota; Metazoa; Arthropoda; Malacostraca; Decapoda; Penaeidae.
UCUGUCGCAUGUCCUGUGGAGUGUGCAGAUGUUAUUGCUAUUAUUACCGUUAUUCGCAACUGUCAACGCGUAUUAUUACCUUUGCUAUCAUUACCAAAUCCUGGAGGCAGAAUGCUAAAUCGACCAGCAAAUACCCAUCAGUCCAACAUAUGCUGGACGUUGGUAUCAGACCCAGAUCAUCGACAGCGCCUAUCAGCCAUUCACUCGCUGCAUCCACUCCGACUACGACUACUCCGACUGUGACCUAUGGCUUUAAAGUUCUCGCCGUUCUCUGCGAAGGGAUCGAGACCGACUUCGAGACGUCCUCGUGUGCGUAUCCCUGCGCCUAAGGAACGGCCUCGUCUUCGGCUUCUCGCGCACCCCACAGACUUCCGGUCCAGCGAACGGCACGGCGCCUCCGUCUUCCGCAAGAAUGGAGUCGAUAUCAUCAUUUUUUUUUUUUUUUCAGUUUUUCAUGAGAUUAAAUGCAUCUAUUUUUCUUAAAGAUAUUAGUUCGUUUUAUAUUUCUAAUAAAGAUAUAAUCGCA